AUGUCACGAGCUUCUAGAUCAUCGAAAUUGUUGGUAUUGGCGGAUUCAGACUCGGACGAACUAUCUGGAUUAGGCGCCCAGAUCCACAAGCACAGAAAGUCGAAGACGGACGACAUGGCACCAACAAAGAAACCCCGCGGACGACCUCCAGCGAACAAGGUUACGAAGCCCGCCAGAAAAGCCGCACGUCGCCCUAAUGAUAAGCUUGCAGCUGUUCUUAUCGCUUCCACCAAUAAAACUGGAAGCGAGGAUGACGUCGAAGAGUCGAGUAAAGAGGACACGAAGACCGCUAAGAGAGGGCGCAAAGCCGACAACAAAGACGAGGAUGAGAGCAUGGUCGAUUCGGGGGAGGAAGACACCAUGCCCCUGACAACGAGCACUGCAAGACCCAGAGGUCGACCGAGGGCAGCAGCUGCUGUUACGACAAGGGAAUCGUCAAAUCCCACCGAUAAGCUUACAGCGCAGCGAACGAAGCGCGGGCGCCGUCCGGCAAACAAGCUAGGAAGAAACGAAAACUCUGAAAUCUUAGAGACGCAACCUUCAGAAGCUACCGAUAUCGACACGACGGACAUUGGCCAUUCCGACGAUGUGCCUGUGCUCAAAGAGCCUGUCCAACGCGCUCGGGCACGAGACAACUUGGACGCAGAUUUGGGAGACGCACACCUUCGUAGGCGUUUAGGUGAUGCGGCCAGAAAGUACGAAAAUCUCGAGCUUAAAUACCGUGAUCUGCGCGAAAUUGGAAUCAAGGCGGCUGAACGCAACUUUGACACUCUCAAGAAGGAGAGCGAUGAAAGGGCGAACAUUGCGAGCGAGCUCAUAAACAAUCUCAAGGAGGAUUUGGGGACUCAACGAGCGUUAGCCAAGGAAGGCCAGCAAAGUAAACUGAAGCUUGAGGAAAUGGAAAAGAAAGUGGCGGAAUUGUCGGCAUCUCUUGCUGAAGCGAAACAAGAAGUAAAGACGCUGUCGAACAAGUUGGCGGCGAGCAGGUCGGCAGAGGCUGCUGCGACAGCAGUGACUGUCAAGGUCCCAGGAAGCGCCAUAAAAGGCGGGAACGCAGCCGCUCGUGCUAUUGCUACAGCUAGCUCAGAUGCGGUGCAAACGGCUCAGUUGAAGGAGGACCUCUACGGUGAUCUGACAGGGUUGAUUGUCAGGGUAGUCAAGCGUGACUCGGCUGGGCAAGUCUUUGACUGCAUUCAAACGGGAAGAAACGGAACUCUCCACUUCAAGCUUGAGGUUGAGACAGAAAAUUCGGAGGACAGCUACGAAGAAGCGCACUUCACCUACAAGCCGCAGCUGGACUCUAACCGGGAUCGGGAUCUAAUUGAUCUGCUUCCCGACUUUUUGGUGGAGGAGAUCGAGUUUUCCCGGCCACAUGCUGCGAAGUUUUAUUCACGGGUGACGAAGUCGUUGAUGGAGUAA
Molecule: messenger RNA, 1419 nt
Organism: Colletotrichum truncatum
Lineage: Eukaryota; Fungi; Ascomycota; Sordariomycetes; Glomerellales; Glomerellaceae
Product: chromosome segregation protein
Biological process (GO): attachment of mitotic spindle microtubules to kinetochore; meiotic sister chromatid segregation
Cellular component (GO): monopolin complex; chromosome, centromeric core domain; mitotic spindle
Molecular function (GO): microtubule site clamp; protein binding
Source: RefSeq, a predicted model, not a curated record